UUGAAAUUCUCUUUGCGAAGUGGAAAGGAGGCCAGAUCAGUGGAGGGGAGGCACACCGAUAGUCUUCCCACGACUGUGUUCCAGCGCCUAUUCAGAGGAAUUCAACAACCCCGGGGGCAUUUCUGAGAAAGCGCUCGUCGGGCUCCCUCCAUCCUCCGGGCCGUGUCAGGUGUCCUGGUCUCACUGAACAAGAGCUUCGUACUGGGUGAAUGAGCAGGAGAAGCGAUGUCUCAAAAGGGAAGCUGUUGCAGAGUCUGCAGCCGGGGCUUUUACAGCUGCAGCUGGAAGCACCCGAGUGAACCAGGAAAACGAGCAGGCUGUUGGUUCUCGGCUGUCUCUCUGGUGUCCCUGCUCUCCCUGUGCUGGAUGUACAUCUGCAUGAUCACGUUUAAUGACCAAGAGGACAUUAACUGGAAGGGCUUUAACUACUUGAAGCAAUGGGUGAAUUGGUUCAUGGUGCUGAUCAUCCUUUCUGCAGUGCUAACCAGCUACUGUGUUCUGCUGCUGCUCUUUGCAUUGGUCCAAGUCGCCUUAAGGGAGCCGCUCAACCUCCACUGGCUGCAUAAGAUUUUCUUAUUUUUCGGCGUGAUAUUCAUCACUUUCGGAUUGGUGGGAAUUUGUCACAAGUGGCCACAAGAACGGCCGACUAUCCCUCUCUCGCUGCAGGCCACAGCUCCUUUCUUGCAGUUCGGUGCCGUCGGAGCGUUGACCCUGCUGAGCUCGUUCGUCUUCAGGGGCUUCAACAUGGCGAAGGAAAAAUGGUCGAGGAUCCUGAUCGCGGUGACGUUUGCGGCGCUGUCGGCGGCCAUCUUCCUCUGGCCCCUGAGCGUCCGGUCGCCUUGUCUGAUAGAGCCCAACGAAUUACCUGAAAAACCAAAGCUCAUUGGUCACCGCGGGGCCCCCAUGCUGGCCCCGGAGAACACCAUGAUGUCCUUCGAAAGGAGCAUCGCGUGCGGCGUGACGGCCUUUGAGACGGACGUGCAGGUCAGUAAAGACAGAAUUCCCUUCUUGAUGCACGACAACUCCUCUGGGUUCUUGCGGAGAACAACGAAUGUCAAAGAGAAGUUUCCCAAUGAAGACUUCAGCCACAGCUCCAACCUGACCUGGGAGGACUUGCAGAGUCUGAAUGCAGGCGAAUGGUUCCUAAAGACGGAUCCUUUCCGUUCAGUGUCCCAGCUCUCGGAGGAGGAGAAGGAAACGGCCAGAAACCAGAGCGUUCCGUCCUUGCUUCAGCUCCUCAACCUGGCCAAGCAGCACAGCGUCUCUGUGAUCUUUGACCUCUAUAGUCCCAACCAGGGAAACGACACGGUGGACACGGUCAACACCAUCUUGAAUUCUGGCAUCGACCCAAGUCUGGUCCUCUGGCUUCCUCCAGAAGAACGAGAGUACGUGAACAAGACCGCUCCAGGCUUCGUCCAGGUCUACGACAACGAGGCUGUUAUGCUUAAAGAAGGAGGGAACCACCUGAAUGUGAAAUACAGCAAGUUUAAUAGAGACAUUAGGGGGCUUCGCGGCAGCGGGGUCACGGUGAACCUGUGGGUGGUCAAUGAGCGUUGGCUGUUCUCUCUGAUGUGGUGUGCGGGGGCCAGUUCCGUUACCACCAACUCCUGCCACCUGCUGAAGGACGUGAAGCGGCCCGACUGGGUAAUGGCGCCGCUCACUUACCAGGCGAUAUGGAUCACAGUGGACGUUGUGUCCGUCCUGGUGAUGACCGGAUUCUUCCUCUUCCAGCGGAAAACCCAUUGUCUCUGUAAAAGAAAAGGGGCAGAGGUGCAAAGAAAUACUUCAGCCUGGAAGGAGAGGGAAAUGUCCCCUUUCUUAUCCGGGUAGUUUGCCGGACUUCAGCCGCAGUAAUCUGAUAUAAAUCCACGUCUGAGAUUAUCAUUGCAGGAAAGAUGUGUGCAUAUUGUAAACCUGAGCCAAAUGACUAUUUUCUACACUGUCAUUAUAAACAUUCUUGUUUCUUCAUGUAACAAAUGUUUACACUCGUGUUUCACUCGGUAUGAAAUAGACUAUAACUUGUAAUACUUUUUUUGCAUUUUUUACUGCAUGUAAAUAAAGAACUCCAUCACUGAGAUGAUACAUA
Gasterosteus aculeatus aculeatus (three-spined stickleback) is the source of this 2086-nucleotide messenger RNA. RefSeq names its product glycerophosphodiester phosphodiesterase domain containing 2 (gene gdpd2). Gene Ontology annotation, biological process: lipid metabolic process. NCBI's taxonomy places the organism in Eukaryota, Metazoa, Chordata, Actinopteri, Perciformes, Gasterosteidae. The record is from RefSeq and is a predicted model, not a curated record. Gene Ontology annotation, cellular component: plasma membrane. Gene Ontology annotation, molecular function: glycerophosphodiester phosphodiesterase activity.